GAGGGGUGGGCCUGGGAGGCGGAGAAGAAGGGCGCUGGAGCCAGGCUGCAGGCUGCUGGGACGGGAUGCCGCCUCCUCCUCCUCCCGGAGCCGGAGCAGGGCUGCGCGGCCGGGGCUAAGCAGGCGCCCUGGGCCCGCGGGAGGAUGGGCUGCGGCGGGAGCCGGGCCGACGCCAUCGAGCCCCGCUACUACGAGAGCUGGACCCGCGAGACCGAGUCCACCUGGCUCACCUACACCGACUCGGAGGGCCCGCCCAGCGUCGGCCCGGACUGCGGCCCCGAGGCGGGCGGGCUGCAGGCGGGUGUGCUAGAAGAUGGACUGCCUUCCAAUGGUGUGCCCCGGUCUACAGCCCCAGGUGUAAUGGCCAACUCAGAGAAGAAGAUGAUCUGUGGGACCCAGUGUCCAAAUCCCCAGAGCCUCCCCUCAGGUCCUUUGACCCAGAAACAGAAUGGCCUUCGGACCAUGGAGGCUAAAAGAGAUGCUAAGCGAAUGUCUGCAAAAGAAGUCAGCCUUCACGUUACUGACAGCAUCCGGCAGGUGGAGAGAAGUCAAAGAAUCACAAAGAACUGUGCCAACUAGCAGACUGUUGAGCUACAAGGGCAGACAGACUUCUUCUUCUUCUAUGCCCUUUUGCAUACUGGAUACUAUCCAUCAAGGAACCUUGAAGAAGUAGGUGGCCUUGGCUGAACCUGACAACUGCUGAAUACCUUGAGAGGUUUCUUGUCACUAGAGAGAAGUCCAAUGCAAUAUAUCCAUUGCGCCACAUAGAGAGAUAUUUCUUUUUUUUUUUUUUUUAUCUUUUUACUUAUUGGA
This is a messenger RNA of Erinaceus europaeus (western European hedgehog), 813 nucleotides long. It is a transcript of the gene BAALC, whose product is annotated as BAALC binder of MAP3K1 and KLF4. Gene Ontology annotation, cellular component: cytoplasm. NCBI's taxonomy places the organism in Eukaryota, Metazoa, Chordata, Mammalia, Eulipotyphla, Erinaceidae. The record is from RefSeq and is a predicted model, not a curated record. The coding region runs from base 145 to 579 and encodes 144 amino acids. The transcript has 3 exons.